GGGGGGUGCAGAUGAAGGGUGGAUGAGGAUUUCCAGAACAAUUUGGCGCACGGGCAGCAUUGGUGCAACGGCCUCGGCCUGCCCGGCGCGCGUCGGCCAAGUUGCUGCGAGCUGUCCGUCCGCUUCCCCAGACGCCGCUGGCCCUGAUGCGCCUGUCCUUUACCGCUGUCGCCAUGGCCUGCUGAACCUCGACCUCCUCAAGACACUCUCCCCAGGACCCGGCGAGGCUGCAGACUCGGCACCAUGCCUGAAAACGAGAAAGCGCUGCGCUACAUUGCCCAGCUGGACGACGCGCGAUGCAAUGCCCGCUGGGACACCGUCCCUGAGCUGGCGCGCAAAAUUGAGAAACACGCCCCCCAUCGCACCUGCCUCUACCUGACGGCCAGAGCAGAGGCCGAGACGGCUGCCUACAUCAGGCAGCGUCCCACGACUCCGGAAGCCCCGUCGCCGCCACAGGCCCCCGACCUGACCAAGCUCGUCUCGCCCUUGACCGAGGCCUAUGACCGCGAAACCACCCAUCGCGAGGAUGCCUUUGCCGCGCAGGUCGCGCUGGCCUAUAUCCACUUUACCCUGGGCGAGCAUGGAAUGGCCGUUGCGAGGUUCCCCACCGACUUCUCCGAAACGGCAACCAACUUGAAGGGUGACGACGGGCAGCUGUCCAGCUGGACUCAGACUUGCAUUGUUAAAGGCGCAUACUUGAAAGGUUAUUCGCAGGAAAAAGCGGGCUCGACGGCCGAAGCAACCAAAACCUAUGAAUCGGUCCUAACAUAUCUUACUUCUAUACCCUCUCUUGUCAACACUUCUGUGCAGUUUAGAUCUUGGGGAGAGACCCUGUUGGCUCGCUUAUGUAUAUUCUCGGACCUUUCAGCGCCGACCGGCGCUGACGUCGAUCCGGAAAUCGCGCUACGAACAUUCCAGCUUUGGCUACGGCUCCUUGACAACGGCAAGGCUCCUCAAUUUAGCAAUGAGCUUCAAGAUGGCCAAGCCGGUAUUCGCCGCACUGUUUGGAAAGCUCACUAUAACACUCUCACUAUCAUUCUUCAACGCGGUCUUCUUUAUGCCGGCUCACCAGAUUUGCCCACCGCACUUUUGGGCGCAGGAGCGGAGCAUGCUACGGAAGAGCAGUAUCUGACGGCGAGGCUACAGCAAAGGUCAGAGCUUAAGAUUGUAGAGUCUGUGUAUGAAGCUUUACUCCUGAGAGAGACGCGCUUCCCAAAAGCCAGCGAAAACAAUGAAGAGAUGGACGGGUGGGCGGAGGCUGUAAUGAGCAACUGGCGCAUUCUUUGCGGCCCCAGCUGGACCGACGAAGAGCUUGGAGAGGGCGGGAAGAGCGCUGUCGGAAGGGGUGUCCUUGAUAUCCUUUAUCGUGCCGCCACUAAAUCGUAUCACUCCACUCGCAUCCUCCGUCACCUCUUCGUCGUUCACGCCUCGUUAGCCGAGUUCGAGCUAGCUUUCAAAGCCUUCGACUCUUAUGUCGAGAUCGUCAGCCGAGUUAAAGAUCGUGUCGAAAAGAGUGGUGAAGAAGAUGCCGGCCUGGACGACGAUGACAUGGUCCUUCGCACUGCAGCAGAGGCAAUUAGAAUCCUUUGCCGAUUCGGCUCGCACGAGGAAUCCGAAAAGGCAAAGGAGGUUGGUGAGCUGAUUGAAAAAUGGUUGAAGCAGCAAACCCCCGCGUCAAGGCCUGGCACGGCAACGGCUGAGGGAGAGCAUGAAAAGAAGACGGAGUCUGUUGUUUCGCCUCGUGCGCUUGCCAUAGCCUACCGUGCUAUUGGCAUCAGUCGCUCACAGUGGGCUAGAAUGACCUAUGAGGCCACGGCAAGAUCGACGUUGCAGGCACAAGCAGCCCAGGCUUUGCGUACGGCCCUGAGCCCAGAAUACAAAGACUCUAACAACCUCGAAACUCUGUAUGCCCUGGGUUUGCUCCUUGCUGAGAUGAGGGAUGUUAGCGGUGCGAUCAAGGUCGUCAAGCGCGCACUGGCGUCGCACUCCCAACCGGAUAACCUGAGGUCUGCUGGCGGCGUUGCCAGCGAGGGGGACACGGAUGACGAUGAAGCCAACUAUGUCCGCGAGAGGAAACUCAUCCCCCUGUGGCAUCUUCUCGCAUUGCUUCUCACGGCCAAAUCCGAUUUUUCCACGGCGGUCAGGACCUGCGAAGCGGCCUUUGACCAAUUCGAUGACCCUGAGAUUCUUUUCGGUAAGUCACAACAUGCCGAGUACCGGAGUGAGCACCUCAAUGAGAGCUCUACUUCAAUAGAGAAGCCGCGCGGAAGCACCAAAAAGGCUCUCGUCGACCGCAUGGCACCUUUUGAGAAGGAAGGGAUUCUGCAGGUCAAGAUUACGGAUCUGGUGUUGCUGGAAACGACCGACGGAACUACCGCCGCUGUUGAUGCAAGUAUGGAGUUGUUGAGCCUUUACAAAAGGCUCUUUGGUGAUCCCACAGGUGGUCACAAAAAGAUGCAGCUGCCAUCCGCAACAGACGGUGUACCGCAGAGCCCAGCUGGAACAGUCAAGGGCACCGUCUUCCGCCGGCGCAAGAGCACCUUGACGCGGAGUAUGUCGAUGCCGCCUGGAACCGCAUCUUCUCGUGCCUCGACGGCGGCUACAGAGGGACCCGGUGCUCCAGCUAUCCAUGUGACGGACACAAACAACAAACCAAAUGGCCACCACCAUUUAUUCCAUCACAAGCAUGACAGCACACACAGAAGAAGCAGCCUUACGCUACGGAAGAAGAAAACGAACGACUCCAACGUCACCGAUAAGCCUGGUUCUCCCGAAAAAGCGGCUACAGAGCCGGUUGUCGAUGGUCACGGAAGUGACAAGAGCUCUAGUCCCGAACAACCGCUUCGCACCAUUGCACACAACAUUCCUCACGAUUCACAGCCUCAACCAGCGGGCCACGAAAAUCAGCCCCCUCGCCAGGACGUCCGCCUUCCAGCCCCUUUCCCUCGAUUCCACUACUCGACACCCGAGCCCCGUUUCCCAGUGUUGCAAGAGCGGAAGCUUAAGAUUUCUCUUCUUGUCGACGUGUGGCUUUUUAUUGCCGGUCUCUACACUCGGGCAUCGCUUUUUGAAGACGCAAGAGGCGCGGUCGAAGAGGCUUACAAGUUGACUGAUAUUCUGGAGUCUGAAGUUGCUCAAGAAUCCUCGAGCGCCAGGGCCUUUUCCGAGAGGGGUUGGGGUGGUGGAAAGAGCGUUGAGGAACUUUGGGCUGAUAUAUACGCUACACGCGGCCAAAUAUCACAAGCAGAGGGCCAACCACACGAGGCCCUCACUCACUUUGAGAAAUCGCUGUCUCACAACCCCGAUCACCCAGCGGCCAUUGUCGGCCUGGCCAACAUUCUGCUUGACAUUUAUUCUCAAGUGAUCCCCGCAGAGCCACUCGGAUCCCUCAAAGUGCCAAACACUCGGCCGUCUCCAAACAAAAGAGCAUCCACCGCGACCACCUCCGCUUACAGCGCAGGGCACGCGAAGAUGGUAGGACCGGAGGAACUAAACCGGCUUGCAGCAAGAGACCGAGCAUACAGUCUUUUGUCUUCUCUCACCAAGCUCGGAACCGGGUGGGAUUGCUCAGAGGCGUGGUACGCUUUAGCACGGGCAUACGAAGAAGGCGGCCAGAUCGACAGAGCGAAGGGGGUGCUGUGGUGGUGUGUGGAGCUUGAGGAUACUAAAGCGUUGAGGAAGUGGAGCUCUGUUGGUGUCGGUGGCUUUGUGCUGUGAGGGGUCAUUGGGGAUCGAGAUACCCAUCGUAAGUUCAGUAAAAUACGAGCGCCUCGAGUACUUGCAAACAUCAAGCAUAUUAAUAACAGCACUUGGUAUUAUCUUUGGUUAACUUACCUCGUCCAGCGCAGUAUUUGUGCGGCUUCUUGUUCAUUAUGUCAUUUGUAUUUUGCUGUGUCCUUUAUUUUGAGCCACUUUCCCAGAUGUCAAGACUCUUUCCCCGCAACUUAUGCUCCUCGUAAUCCCUCUUGCUUCUCCUUACCAUGCAACAGCGGAGAUCGUUCUCGGAGAUCUCCCCAUACAUGCAUACAUGAGGAAACUCUUGCGCAACUCAAAGUGAAGCACUUCAGUACUGACUGU
Aplosporella prunicola CBS 121167 is the source of this 4077-nucleotide messenger RNA. RefSeq lists its product as uncharacterized. The record is from RefSeq and is a predicted model, not a curated record. The transcript is spliced from 6 exons. Gene Ontology annotation, molecular function: protein binding. The coding region runs from base 244 to 3717 and encodes 1157 amino acids. Lineage: Eukaryota; Fungi; Ascomycota; Dothideomycetes; Botryosphaeriales; Aplosporellaceae.